CUAUGUAGGAAUCAUGAGCACAUCAUGAGACUGCAGAAUUUCCCUGCUGCAUUGGCUCAGUUUCCAGUUCCAGAUGUUCCAGUAAACCAGCAGCUAUGGCGGUGCUGGUUUUGGGUGGCACAGGAAAGACUGGCCUGCAUUUGGUGCAGCAGCUUCUGGCCAGGGGGUUCCAGGUGAAAGCCAUCGUUCGUUCACCUGAAAAGCUGCCAGUGGAUGUGGCCCGGCACUCCGGACUCACCGUGAUCACCGCGAAGGUCUUGGACCUGACUGAUGAAGCCAUUGUGGAGCACCUGACAGGUUGUACCGCUGUGAUCAGCUGCCUCGGACAUGAAGGAAACUAUCAAGGCAUGUGCGGCAAAGCGUCACAGUUCUUGGUGUCUGAUGUGCUUCGAAGAGUCUGCCGCGCUGUUGCAGAAGCGCAGUCGCCUGUGAAGGUCAUUCUCAUGAGCACUGGCCUCUACACCAAACCGGACAGUGCAGAGGAUGUGAGGGUCCGCAACAGCUGCGGACAGCGAGCACUUCUGUGUUUGCUCUCUAGUUGCUUACCCCCUCACAAUGACAACAUGAGAGCUGCGGAAUUUCUUCGGACGGAGCUGAUGGACAAGGGUAUCGAGUGGUGUGGAGUGCGUCCAGAACUUCUGAUAGAUGGAGAAGUGUCCCAGUAUGAGCUUCAUGAAAACCUUGUUUGCAGCAUUUUCUCAGCAGGCCAGACUACAAGGGCAAAUGUGGCACACUUCAUGUGCGAAUUGGUGCAGGAGCCCUCCAUGUGGCAGAAGUGGAACAAAAAGUUCCCAUUGAUUUACAAUGCCGCGUGAUUGAUUGUCACACUUCGCGAGAUGCUGUCGAGACGCUGUCGAGACGCUGUAGAGAAAA
This is a messenger RNA of Cladocopium goreaui, 873 nucleotides long. Lineage: Eukaryota; Dinophyceae; Suessiales; Symbiodiniaceae. The record is from the annotation of a GenBank genome assembly.